Conger conger (European conger) is the source of this 2474-nucleotide messenger RNA. RefSeq names its product electron transfer flavoprotein dehydrogenase (gene etfdh). The transcript is spliced from 13 exons. Gene Ontology annotation, biological process: electron transport chain. NCBI's taxonomy places the organism in Eukaryota, Metazoa, Chordata, Actinopteri, Anguilliformes, Congridae. The coding region runs from base 152 to 2005 and encodes 617 amino acids. Gene Ontology annotation, molecular function: iron-sulfur cluster binding; electron-transferring-flavoprotein dehydrogenase activity. Gene Ontology annotation, cellular component: mitochondrial inner membrane. The record is from RefSeq and is a predicted model, not a curated record.
GUGUCGCAAUUGUCCAGGCGGGUAGUUGGAUCGGCUGCAUAAAUGAUCGAAGCAGAAGUCACGGAAUACGUGGACUGAUCAACAACAGAGGUUACAAAUAGAGAAGUACGAAUAAAGUAUUCGCUAGCUUGCUAGCUACCCGGGUCCAAGUAUGUUUCCAGCCAGCAGGUAUCCACUGCAAGUACGAACAUGCGUCCGGGCUCUGAAGGCCCUGCACAGAGAUCAGUUACCGAAUAUACCGAGGUGGUGCUCCACGGCCGCGCCUGUGCCGCGCAUUACGUCGCACUACACUGUCUACCCCAGGGAGAAGGACCCGCGAUGGGAAGGAGUGGAGAUGGAGAGGUUUGCAGAUGAAGCGGAUGUGGUGAUUGUGGGAGGUGGCCCGGCAGGCCUGUCAGCCGCCAUCCGACUGAAGCAGCUGGCCAACGAGCACGAGAAGGAGCUACGCGUGUGCCUGGUAGAGAAGGCCUCCCAGAUCGGUGCUCACACCUUGUCGGGUGCUUGCUUGGAGCCCAGCGCCCUCAACGAGCUUUUCCCUGACUGGAAAGAGAGAGGAGCACCUCUUAAUACGCCAGUUACAGAAGAUGUAUUUGGAAUUUUAACAAAAAAGUACAGAAUUCCAAUCCCAAUUCUACCAGGUCUUCCGAUGAAUAACCACGGUAACUACAUUGUUCGGCUUGGCCAUUUUGUCCAAUGGUUGGGGGAGCAGGCAGAGGAGCUGGGAGUGGAGAUAUAUCCUGGAUAUGCUGCUGCGGAGGUAUUGUUUCAUGAAGAUGGAAGUGUUAAGGGGAUUGCGACAAAUGAUGUGGGAAUAGCUAAGGAUGGUUCUCCUAAAGAUAUAUUUGAGAGAGGUAUGGAGCUUCAUGCUAAGGUAACUCUCUUUGGUGAAGGCUGCCAUGGGCACUUAGCAAAGCAACUCUACAAGCACUACAACCUGCGAGAGCACUGUCAACCUCAGACUUAUGCCAUUGGGCUAAAAGAGGUGUGGGUCAUUGAUGAAAAGAAAUGGAGACCAGGCAGAGUUGAACACUCAGUCGGGUGGCCUCUGGACAGAAACACUUAUGGCGGGUCUUUCCUGUAUCAUUUAAAUGAAGGGGAACCAUUGGUGGCCUUAGGAUUUGUGGUGGGCUUGGACUAUCAGAACCCCUACCUGAGCCCCUUCAGAGAGUUCCAGCGCUGGAAGCACCACCCUUCUGUGGCCCCAACCCUGGAGGGUGGAAACAGGAUAGCUUACGGAGCCAGAGCCCUGAACGAAGGCGGAUAUCAGUCCCUGCCGAAGCUGACCUUUCCCGGAGGCCUGCUGAUGGGCUGCAGUCCUGGGUUCAUGAACGUUCCGAAGAUCAAAGGCACACACACGGCCAUGAAGAGCGGAAUUCUGGCGGCCGAAGCGGUCUUCAGCAAGAUCACCGAUGAGGACCUGCAGUCUGAGACCGCCGGCGUUCAUGUUCAUGAAUAUGAAGAGAACUUGAGAAAAUCUUGGAUUUGGAAAGAGCUGUAUGCAGUGAGGAACAUCCGGCCUUCUUUUCAUAACUAUUUUGGGCUUUACGGGGGAAUGGUGUACACCGGCAUAUUUUACUGGAUGUUCAGAGGGAAAGAGCCCUGGACCUUGAAACAUGCAGGUAGGGACUCUGCUCAGCUGAAACCAGCGAAGGACUGCACCCCGAUCGAGUAUCCUAAGCCAGACAGCAAGCUCAGCUUCGACCUGCUCUCUUCCGUGGCCCUGAGCGGGACCAAUCACGAGCACGACCAACCCCCGCACCUCACCCUCAUGAACGACAGUGUGCCCGUCGCCCAGAACCUGGCCAUUUAUGACGGACCCGAGCAGAGGUUCUGUCCCGCAGGAGUGUACGAGUUUGUUCCUCUCGAGUCCGGGGAGGGCAUGAGACUGCAGAUCAAUGCGCAGAACUGUGUUCACUGCAAGACCUGCGACAUCAAGGACCCCAGCCAGAACAUUAACUGGGUGGUACCAGAGGGCAGCGGGGGACCAGCGUACAACGGCAUGUGAUAUCAGAGGUGUCCGUGGGCACAUACGUGGCAGUGUUUAAUGGUACAAAUCCGUCUUCAAGUUCACCACGUGCCUACUGAAUUUAACUGUGUGAGAACGCAUUGAACGCACAAUCAGAGACUCGAUUUAAACCAAUGAAAUGUAAUAAUGAGAAGUUAUCCAUCUGCUAUAUGUAGGACAAUAUAGUUGAAAAACAAAUUUAACAGUUAUUUUUAUAUGGCACACAAGAUAAGCUGUAAGUAGGUAACUGGCCUUGGUUGGCAGGCAUUGGGGUGUCCCAGCCAAUCUUGCCUUGAAUUUGAGAUCUCUUGAAGUUUGUACCUCAUGGGUCAAUGUUUAUUUGUGGACUGUUGCGGGCACAAGUAUCUGUACAGCUGUGUUUUAUUUAUAUACAGAAUGGUAAAGUACUGUGUGCCAGGACAUUAAACUAAGGUGAUGUCUUUUAAAAUAAACAUUUAAAACAAUGGCA